AUGUUCCGCAAUAACAACUAUGGCGGCAAUUACAUGCCAUUACUCAGUGGUGCUCGCGCUUAUGUUAAAGUAGAUGCAGUUGACACUGGUUCAUUCCCUGGUUUAGAAGGAAAAUCAGAUCUUGUCAUGCGUGUUGGUCCUCGUCAUUGCUUUAUGGGAUACGGCUUUGAUUUCAAGAAAGGAGAGCAUCCAAACCAUACAUGGGAAUUCAAGUAUCAGGAUGCCCACAGAUCUUCACUCGUUAUUUGUCUUUUCAAGAAGAGAAUCUUCGGUGGUGAUGAAGAAAUAGGUGAGAUCGAACUCAAAUUAUCAGCAUUCGAACCUGAUACAAUCGUUACAAAAGAAUAUACCCUCAAACCCCCAGAUCCAAAGAACAUUCCAGCAAGAGUCAGAAUUUCAAUCCAUUUAAGUGAAGAUGGAAGUAUGGCUUUCUCAGCACCAGCUGGUGGAAAGCUAUUGUGCAAUCCAGAGAUUCCUCAUGCUACAACUUACUUCAAAUAA
Trichomonas vaginalis G3 is the source of this 501-nucleotide messenger RNA. RefSeq names its product C2 domain (calcium/lipid-binding domain, CaLB) family. The record is from RefSeq and is a predicted model, not a curated record. The transcript has a single exon. Bases 1 to 501 code for a protein of 166 amino acids. Lineage: Eukaryota; Parabasalia; Trichomonadida; Trichomonadidae.